CCGAGACAGUGGUGCUGAUGAAGUGGUAGAGCUGGUUCCUGCUCCUCGCGGUGGUGCGCGCGCCCGCUGGCCGCUGGGCACUCUGUGCACCCAGCCUUGAGUUGUGCAAUCCUUUGUAGCACGCCAGAGUCGUCCUCCUUCGCUGUUGCCUCUCGCCCUCUCUCUCUUUUUUUCAAGCUGUGAGCUCAACCGAUGAGUCAGAGCCGUGCAAUCCUGACACUGCAUCGCAGGACUAGGGGUGACUCGAAGGGAGGGAGAGCACUCCGAGAGGCGGACAGCACGGGUGCGGGGCGUACUGAGGUUUUUUGCGCCGUGAGCAAGCGGGGGUGACAGCCUGCACGUCCCGCCGGGGCCCUGCCAGCAAACUUCCCAGGUUCGGGAGGCGCAGGCUGGCGGAAGCCCCGCGAACGCCGCAGGGAGGUGACGGCGCCUGUUUGUUUUUAAAAUCGGUGAGUGCGUGCAGGCUGCUGGAGUCCCGGAGACAACCUAAGGCGCGGCCCGCGGUGGAACGGGGACAGUCGAAGCCGGAGCUCCGGCCAGAGCGGGCCUCCAGGACUCUGUGGAGCACCAUGAACUGGGAAUAGCAGCUUCGUCAAGAGCCUGUCUGGAAGAGGAAGGAAGAACAGGUCUCUGCCUGUGCCUGAUUCCAUUGUCCAGCAUCUUUGUCUAUUCCCACUCUGUCCUCACUGGUGCCAGGACUAGACUUCUAGCCGGACCUUUUCCCAGGGGAUGGGCAACUGGUGAAGUAGUUCUCACUGCUGGGGCUCAGUUGGCCACACCAUGAACCUCCAAGCCCAGCCCAAGGCUCAGAACAAGCGCAAGCGUUGCCUCUUUGUUGAGCAAGAGCCAGCUCCCAAGGAACAGCCGCCUCCCCUGCAGGCCCCACCACAGUCCAUCCGCGUGAAGGAGGAGCAGUACGGGGCUCACGAGGGUCCGGCAGGGGCUGCCUCCACCUCUCAGCCUGUGGAGCUGCCACCUCCCAGCAGCCUGGCCCUGCUGAACUCUGUGGUGUAUGGGUCUGAGCGGAACCCAGCAGCUCUGUUGUCCCAGCAAGUGGGCUCAGUGAAGUGGCCCAACUCUGUGAUGGCUCCAGGGCGGGCUCCAGAGCGGGGAGCAGGUGGGGGUGUCAGUGACAGCAGCUGGCAGCAGCAGCCUGGCCAGCCGCCACCUCACUCCACAUGGAACCGCCUGUCCCUCUACGGUGGACCCAAGGGAAGCCCUCAUCCCAGUGUCGGGGCCUCUGCCUACUAUAACCACCCUGAGACACUGAAGCGGGACAAAGCUGGGGCCUCACAGCUGGACCGCUAUGGAAAUGCGGUGCGGCCCAUGAUGCCACAGAAAGUGCAGCUGGAGGUGGGGCAGCCUCAGGUGCCCCUGAACUCUUUCCAUGCAGCCAAGAAACCCCCAAACCAGACACUGCCCCUGCAGCCCUUCCAGCUGGCUUUUGGCCACCAGGUGAACCGGCAGGUCUUCCGGCAGGGCCCGCCACCCCCAAACCCUGUUGCUGCCUUCCCCCCACAGAAGCAGCAGCAACAGCAACAGCAGCAGGCCACCCUGCCCCAGAUGCAGCUCUUCGACAAUUUCUACUCCAUGCAGCAGCCGCCCUCUCAGCAGCCCCAGGACUUUGGCCUGCCACCAGCAGGGCCACUGGGGCAGUCCCACCUGACCCACCCCAGCAUGGCCCCUUACCCCUUCCCCCACAACCCAGAUAUGAACCCAGAACUGCGCAAGGCCCUCCUGCAGGAGGCAGCCCCGCAGCCUGUGCUACCUCAGCCCCAGAUGGCCUUUCCCCGCCGCUCCCGCCGCCUCUCGAAGGAGGGCAUCCUGCCUCCCACCGCCCUGGAUGGGACUAGCACCCAACCUGGGCAGGAGCACACAGGCAAUCUGUUUCUUCAUCAUUGGCCUCUGCAGCAGCCGCCUCCUGGCUCCCUGGGACAGCCCCAUCCUGAAGCUCUGGGAUUCCCAAUGGAACUGAGAGAGUCACAGCUGCUGUCUGAUGGGGAGAGACUGGCACCCAAUGGUCGGGAACGGGAGGCCCCUGCCAUGGGCAAUGAGGAGGGCAUGAGGGCAGGGGGGACAGGGAACUGUGGACAGGUGCUACGAGGUGGGGUGAUCCAGAGCACAAGACGGAGGCGCCGGGCUUCCCAGGAGGCCAAUUUGCUGACCCUGGCCCAGAAGGCAGUGGAGCUGGCCUCGCUGCAGAAUGCAAAGGAUGCCAACAGCUGUGAGGAGAAGCGGAAAAGUGUUCUGACCUCAACCACCAAGUGUGGGGUGGAGUUUUCUGAGCCAUCCUUAGCUGCCAAGCGAGCCCGGGAGGACCCUGGGCUGGUACCCCUCAUCAUCCCAGUAUCUGUGCCCGUGCGGACUGUGGACCCAGCUGAGGUGGCUCAAGUCGGAGGUGUUGAUGAGGAGGGCAGGGAUCCAGAACAGCACCACACUGAGCACAAGCCAUCGGUUAUCGUCACCCGCAGGCGGUCCACCCGCAUCCCUGGGACAGAUGCUCCGGCUCAGGCUGAGGACCUGAAUGUCAAGUUGGAGGGGGAGCCUUCUGUGCGGAAACCAAAGCAGCGGCCUCGGCCCGAGCCCCUGAUCAUCCCCACCAAGGCGGGCACUUUCAUUGCCCCUCCUGUGUACGCCAACAUCACUCCCUACCAAAGCCACUUGCGUUCUCCUGUCCGCCUAGCUGACCACCCCUCUGAGCGCAGUUUUGAGCUGCCCCCCUACACGCCUCCCCCCAUCCUUAGCCCCGUGCGGGAAGGCUCCGGUCUCUACUUCAAUGCCAUCAUAUCAACCAGCAGCAUCCCAGCCCCUCCUCCCAUCACGCCAAAGAGCGCUCAUCGCACCCUGCUCCGAUCAAACAGCGCUGAAGUCACCCCGCCUGUCCUCUCCGUGAUGGGGGAGGCCACCCCUGUGAGCAUUGAGCCACGCAUCAACGUGGGCACCCGGUUCCAAGCAGAAAUCCCAUUGAUGAGGGAUCGUGCCCUGGCAGCUGCAGACCCCCACAAAGCUGACCUGGUGUGGCAGCCAUGGGAGAACCUAGAGAGCAGCCGGGAGAAGCAGAGGCAAGUGGAAGACCUGCUAACAGCUGCCUGCUCCAGCAUCUUCCCUGGUGCCGGCACUAACCAAGAGCUGGCCCUGCACUUUCUGCAUGAGUCCCAGGGAGACAUCCUGGAAACUCUGAAUAAGCUGCUACUGAAGAAGCCCCUGCGGCCCCACAACCACCCCCUGGCGACUUAUCACUACACAGGUUCUGACCAGUGGAGGAUGGCUGAAAGGAAGCUGUUCAACAAAGGUAUUGCCAUCUACAAGAAAGAUUUCUUCCUGGUACAGAAGCUGAUCCAGACCAAGACUGUGGCCCAGUGUGUGGAAUUCUACUAUACCUACAAGAAACAAGUGAAAAUCGGUCGCAAUGGGACUCUUACCUUUGGGGAUGUAGACAUAAGUGAUGAGAAGUCAGCCCAAGAAGAGGUUGAAGUGGAUAUUAAGACUUCCCAGAAGUUCCCAAGGGUGCCUCUUCCCAGAAGAGAGUCCCCAAGUGAAGAGAGGCUGGAGCCUAAGAGUGAGGAAAAGGAACCCAGGAAGGAGGGGGAGGAAGAGGUGCCAGAAAUCCAGGAGAAGGGGGAGCAGGAAGAGGGGCGAGAACGCAGCCGGCGGGCAGCUGCUGUCAAAGCCACGCAGACACUCCAGGCCAAUGAGGCGGCCAAUGACAUCCUCAUCUUGCGGAGCCAUGAAUCCAAUGCCCCUGAGUCUGAGUCAGCAGGUGGCCAGGCCUCAGAGAAGCCACGGGAGGGGCCAGGGAAGUCACGAAGGGCACUGCCUUUCUCAGAGAAGAAGAAAAAAACAGAGGCAUUUAAUAAGACCCAGAACCAGGAGAACACUUUCCCUUGUAAAAAAUGUGGCAGGGUGUUCUACAAGGUGAAGAGCCGCAGCGCCCACAUGAAGAGUCACGCAGAGCAGGAGAAGAAGGCUGCAGCCCUGCGGCAGAAGGAGAAGGAGGCCAAGGAGGCUGCUGCCGCUGCCCUGCACUCCCAGGAAGAGAGCGCUGGCGAGAAGGGCUGAGUUUGGCGAGGAGCCUCAAGAGCAGAGCGAGCCCAGAGGGCCAUGUGGACAUUUCUCAGCAAAACAAUUUAGACAGUGAAAUAAAUGGCUUUUUUACUUAUAAAGGCCCCAGAAACAGUGUUAAGGGCUGCAGGAUCCAGUUCUCUUUGCCUUUGGGCCUCCUGUUUUCCUGGAACUGUGAGCAUGCUGGUUGGGCCCCUGGGGAGCUGUGGGGAGCUGCCCCUCUCUGAUCUGGCUUCAUCUGCACGGAGCAGCCUCCUCCCUCCUCUGUGCCCCUUCCUUCUCUGAUCUCCAGGAAGCUGCGUUGGCCAGCCAAGCACAAGCUUGCCCCGCUGCAGCAUUAUUCCCCCUACCCCGGAGGACCUGAAAGGCUGCAAUAGGCCUUGCCCCAAACCCCAAGAAAGGGACUCCCUUGGAGGGUGCGUGCUGCCCUGACACCAGUGCUGUCCUUGCCGGCAGUGUCCAGGCCUGAGCUGCUCUAGUGACCUUCUCUUCAGGCCACUGCCUCACUUCACAGGAAGUAACGCCCGGGAUAGCUACUGGUCUGCGAAGUUUUUUCCAGUGUUUGGGGAAGGGGCCACUGUGCUGUCCAUGCUCUUGGCCUACUUCCGGGGAGGAACUGUACGGAAUCUGAAAGCUGGAAGCCACAGAGCUGGGCAGGAGGAAGCUUUUGACAAGGCCCACCUGUUUCCCACCCACCUUUUUGCCAAAUACUUUUGGGCCCUGGAGGCUGUUCAGUGAGCAUAGCCUCAAGCAGGUCCUCCAGCUGGUGCCAGCUCCCUGCUUGCCUCUGUCCUGCCCUCAGCAGCUGCUACUUAACCCCAUGCACCUCCCACUCUCUUUGAUGCUUGAAGCUCAGCCCCCCCCCAGUCCCCAGUGCUAGAGAUUUCUGGGUCCUUCCCUGGGAGAAGAGGUCUCCUAACUAGAUGGGACGGGGCCUCCAUUCUUUGACUCGUGUCAUUUGGGAGAGCUAUUUAUUUAUUCUUAAUAUUUAAUUUUCAACAUCCUCUCAGGGACCAGGGACCUCCUGCUUUCCAGAGGCCCAAGUGCAUUUAUCCCAAAACGAGGCACCUUCUUGACACCCCCAAUUUCCCAGGCCCUAGGGUCCCUCCCCUUGUUGCUCUGGAAUUCUUGCUAACAGGGCAAUGACAGCAGGCUGGGAAUGUUGAGAAUGUCCCCAAAGCCACACACAGACUAGCAGGAAUGAGGGAGAUCAAAGGCAGUUUCUGUUGCUCUCCUUUGGUACUUAGAAAUUCCCCGAGGGAGUUGGCAGGAGGCUGGAAUUUUAGUUCUGUUUACCGUGCCUGCAUUCUGGUUUGCAGAAGCCAUGUUUGGCAUAGGAUCACUGAAGUAAAGUGGCUAGAAGUUUCUGAAAGCCCCUUCGCUUGCCAGUCUCAUGGGGAACCUGAGUCAUUUUUCUGAUCUCAUUACUCAACUUCAGUUGUGCAAAAGAAAUUCUAAGUGAGUGUGUGCAUGACAGGCCAACAUGUUAGGAACCCAGGGUUCAUUCUGCUGCUACCUAGGAGAUGCCCUAAAAACAUCCUGUCAAUAACUGGGAAUGGAGAGGGAAUUUUGCUUUUAAACUAUGCACUAUGAGAUAUUUUUACAUUUGUUUAUGCAUUAAUAAGGAUUCUAUAAGACCCCAGUUAUAAAGGUAACAAAUCCCCCACCCCAGACUCGUAGACAGCUACUCAGAUCUCCAGCUUCCCCAUUAGGGCUUCUACAAAUCCCAAGACUGCAAAAAUCAGUGGACUCUCUAAAAGGAGGGCAUCAAAUUCAGGCUCUUCUCAAUCGCUUGUAUCAUAUGAGUGCCUUUGCAGCUGAGCCCCAAAGUGCUACUUAUGCUCCCAAGGUUUUUCUGUUUAAACAGUAUUGGUUUCCCCUUUACGGACAUGUGUUAACAGAAACUCCUUCAGUCACAUGAGACUCUUCUGUUCAGUGGUAACAUCUAGUACUUGGAAAAAAAAAUUUUUUUCCCCCA
This is a messenger RNA of Fukomys damarensis (Damara mole-rat), 6040 nucleotides long. It is a transcript of the gene Mideas, whose product is annotated as mitotic deacetylase associated SANT domain protein. NCBI's taxonomy places the organism in Eukaryota, Metazoa, Chordata, Mammalia, Rodentia, Bathyergidae. The coding region runs from base 781 to 4059 and encodes 1092 amino acids. Gene Ontology annotation, biological process: negative regulation of DNA-templated transcription; regulation of transcription by RNA polymerase II. Gene Ontology annotation, molecular function: transcription corepressor activity. Gene Ontology annotation, cellular component: histone deacetylase complex; transcription regulator complex. The record is from RefSeq and is a predicted model, not a curated record. The transcript is spliced from 13 exons.